ACGUACGCGGGUGAGGAGGUUACGUGGUGGCGGUGGUGACGCAAUCACGCAGAGGCCCUGGCAGUCACGAGACGUCGUCAACACAAGAGGCCCCCCCACAGCCAGAGCCGGGCUCCUGUUAGCGCCCCCCCCACCUCACCGCCAGGCAGAAUGUCGGAGUUCUGGCUGAUUUCGGCCCCGGGCGACAAGACGUGCCAGCAGACAUGGGAGAAGCUGAAUUCCGAGACCACGCGCAACAACAGCCUCUCGGCCAACUUUAAGUUCCAGAUCCCAGACCUCAAGGUGGGCACCCUGGACGUUCUGGUGGGCCUCUCCGAUGAACUCGCCAAGCUGGACACCUUUGUGGAAACCGUGGUGAAGAAGGUUGCUCAGUACAUGGCCGAGGUGCUGGAAGACUCCCGUGACAAAGUGCAGGAAAACCUCCUCGCCAACGGAGUUGACCUCUUCACCUACGUGACACGCUUCCAGUGGGACAUGGCCAAGUACCCCAUCAAGCAAUCUCUCAAGAACAUAUCCGACAUAAUAGCCAAGGGCGUCUCUCAGAUUGACAAUGACCUCAAGUCUCGCGCGUCCGUGUACAACAACCUCAAGGGCAGCCUGCAGAGUCUUGAGAGGAAGAACACUGGCAGCCUGAUGACGCGUAGCCUGGCUGACAUCGUCCGUAAGGAGGACUUUGUCCUGGACUCGGAGUACCUCGUCACCCUGCUCGUCAUCGUGCCCAAGGCGGCGUACACCGAGUGGAACAAAGUGUACGAGACGCUGACGGACAUGGUGGUGCCACGCUCCACCAAGUUGAUCGUGGAAGACCAGGAGGGUGGUAUGUUCACGGUUACCCUAUUCCAGAAAGCUGUCGAUGACUUCAAGCACAAGGCGCGUGAAAGCAAGUUCACCGUGCGGGAGUUCCAGUACAACGAGGUGGAGCUGGCAGCCGACAAGGAGGAGAUCACGCGCCUCGCCUCCGACAAGAAAAAGCAGUUUGGUCCCUUGGUGAGGUGGCUCAAGGUGAACUUCUCGGAGGCGUUCAUCGCGUGGACGCACGUGAAGGCGCUGCGGGUGUUCGUGGAGUCUGUGCUCCGGUAUGGACUCCCAGUGAACUUCCAGGCCAUGCUGCUGCAUCCCAACAAGAAGAUGGUUCGCAAGCUGCGGGAAGUGCUCAACGGACUUUACAAGCACCUCGACAGCAGCGCCGCCGCCAUCAUCGAUGCGAGUAUGGACAUCCCUGGGCUGAACCUGAGUCAGCAGGAGUACUACCCAUACGUGUACUACAAGCUGGACCUCAACCUGCUCGACUACAAGUGAAUCCCUCCGCCUACUCCCUCGUCACUGCAGUGAGCCCCGCCCCGCGUCUCAAGCCUCUUCCCCCUCCCACUCCUCCGCCAGGGUUCGCAAACAGAUUUUGAUUCCGUACCCGUACCCGGCCGCACCAGUGUCGCAAACGGCUACCCGUACCCGUACCCGGCCGCACCAGGGUCGCAAACGGGUACCCGUACCCGGCCGGAUACGGGUAGCCGGGUAUCGGGUAGGGUACGGGUAUCGGGUACCCGAUUGUGACCUCUGUCCUCCCUCCCCCGUGGCUCCUGCAGCCACACGUGUAUUGCUGAGACUGCUCCUCACUGCACAUUCCCUCCCUAUAGGAGCAGAGACGUCCCCCCCCUCCCUCCAUGUCCAUUUCAGGCGGAUUCAGAAAGCAUGUCGCCAUCGCUUGACGGUAGGGUUGCCGUUAUGUGACACUACGGUGUUCCGUAAGACGCUACAAGGUCCGUAAUAAUUGUAUAGUCUGCUUUGCAUAUUGUCGUAUCGUGACUAUUGCUGAUUCUUCAUAGUUUAAUUUUGUAAACAUUUAUUUAUUAAGUAAUUGACGUGAUGAUUCAAGUUCAAAACGAAUAACUGUUGUCUAUUAAAUUGGUGCUUUGUAAAGUUUUUUUCUCGGAGUAAAUUGACGGCCAGGCAAUUACAUGACGCAUUGUUUCUAAUCACUUAAUUCUUGUGUGACUGACAGCAUGUGCGUUUACAGCAUUACAGAUUGUAAAGUUGCAAUGAUUAUAUGACUGACUUCGGGUAGGCUUACAGUUGAGCAAACUGCAGUUGACAAACUUUUACGUAAUCUCUUCUUUGUACUGCCAAGUACAGCAAAGCACGACAACAGUACAAUUGCAUUGCGGACAUACAAUUACAAAGUUUCGGGAAAACUGACAUUACGAUAAUCGUCAUAUCAUGAACCGUAAUGUGAAAAAGCCUUGUUGUGAAAAAUGAUAUCGCGGCAAACCCUACCAAGUAGCAUGCCUCCUUUAGAACACUCCUACUCCUGCCCCCCAUCCCCGAAUCAGCAGCACAACCCCUGUACCCAAAGCCCAACAUUCCGUCACAGUGGGCUCACUGUCUGUAAUGAUUAACACUGUAUUGCUGUGCUGCUGCUGCUGCUGUAGGUGUGUUGUAAUAAAUUGGCUUAGUUAUUGUCUCGUGCGUUCCAUGUCAGGGUCGUCUUCGUGACUAGUGUUGAUGUUUAAUAUCGGAGAAUUCAUCUGUGCGUUUUUUCCCCCCUACAGCUCAUUUCCCCGACCGACCAUGUCACUCGCUUGCCCUACCCUACCGAUGACGUAAGCGGCAGGCAGCAAAUUUGACCCACGUACCAAGUUUGAAAACAAACAUUAGGUAUAUAUAUAAAUGGAAUAUUUAAAUGAAAUGGUAUAUCUUGAAAAUCUGCGUGCAGUAAAAGUUUUUUUUUUUUUAAUGGGCAGCCUAUCGCUUAAAUCGGUAGCGUUAGAAAAGUUUGUCCGUGUUGGUUUCUUCAUCAGCGGUGCUGUUGGGAAAUUCGAUAAUCUCACUUUUCAUGUCCCAAUGAUUGCAUUUCAAUAAGUGACUCUGCGAAUUUAAGUGACUCCCAAGUGUCUUGUGCCGGGAUUAUUUCACAAGAAUUUAUGUGGAAACAAUUGUGUAAUUUUAACCUUGAAUGAAACGAUUGUAUUGUGGUCAAAAUAAAUAAUAAACAAAUAAA
Lethenteron reissneri (Far Eastern brook lamprey) is the source of this 2995-nucleotide messenger RNA. RefSeq names its product ATPase H+ transporting V1 subunit C1 (gene ATP6V1C1). Gene Ontology annotation, biological process: proton transmembrane transport. NCBI's taxonomy places the organism in Eukaryota, Metazoa, Chordata, Hyperoartia, Petromyzontiformes, Petromyzontidae. Gene Ontology annotation, cellular component: lysosomal membrane; vacuolar proton-transporting V-type ATPase, V1 domain. The record is from RefSeq and is a predicted model, not a curated record. Gene Ontology annotation, molecular function: proton-transporting ATPase activity, rotational mechanism.